AUGUCCCGACCCGCUACCACUCUCUCCGCACGCCUUCGCGCCCGUACGAUCUCACUGUCCAUGACGCCUGCUCAGCGCCCAUUCUCACUCAAUGUCGACGCAGCGAAAGCACGAGUGGCGCAUUGGGAACCAACCUUCCCUUUCGACGCUCUUCGCUCGGACGAAGAACAGAACGACAGUGAUGGUGAUGGUGAUAAUCAAGACGGCAGCGAGGACAUUCAGAACUGUACGACGUACAGCGCCUUCGAUCCCCGCGCGUCGCGCCCGUUGCUCCUCCUGCAUAGCGGUGUGGAUAUCUCGGUACGCCCGCCCACGUCGACUACUGCGGUUAUACCACGUGCGGUCAAGCCGUGGCCGUACUCGCUUCCUGUGUAUCUGAGACCGGGAGUUGGUACGACGUUUGCGAUAAUGCACACCACUCUUGAGUCUGCCCGGCUUCCUGAGACGGAGAAGGAUAUGAAGAAGAAGGAGAAGUUGCCCGCGCAAAUUGGCAUCUUGCAAGCUGUGCUAUACGGUGUCCCUGAUCCGGAGGAGUUUUCUUACGCACAGGCUGUUGUGAAGGACGGUGGUGUUUUACAUAGAGUUCUUUAUGGGGUUAAGGAUCCCCAGAAGGGCGGAGAGCAUGGUGGACUUGUUGGUCGGGUUGAGGCUGUGAAGGCCAGCGAGGAUGCUGCUGCUGCUGCUGUGCUGGUGAUCCGAGAGGUCAAGGUCGAUUUGGAGGAUAAUAUUGUCGAGGUCAAGGGAUCUGAGAUUGUUGCCAAGUAG
Cucurbitaria berberidis CBS 394.84 is the source of this 765-nucleotide messenger RNA. RefSeq lists its product as uncharacterized. Lineage: Eukaryota; Fungi; Ascomycota; Dothideomycetes; Pleosporales; Cucurbitariaceae. The transcript has a single exon. The coding region runs from base 1 to 765 and encodes 254 amino acids. The record is from RefSeq and is a predicted model, not a curated record.